AUGAGCCUAACAACAGAAGCGAAUGACAGUUACAAACAGGAUGCCAAGUUGCUUCGAGACUUGCUCGAUACCGAAGAUGCGUUAGAAUCUCCGAUCGAUUUAGACAUUGGCCGUAUGACAAUUAUCGAGUUGGAUCCAUUGAAGUGGAUCGGUAUUGAUGUAGCACCGAGAAAAUUGAAACUUACUAAUACAGGAUUAACGGUAAUUUUGAGCGCGAAAUGGCCGGAUGGACGUCCUUAUCUUUCCGGAGGACCGUACGAAGGAAACUAUGUGUUUGCGCAAGUUCACUUUCAUUGGGGAGAGAAUGAAAUGAAAGGCAGCGAACACUCUGUGGAUGGUGCAAGUAUGGCCAUGGAACUGCAUGUUGUGUAUUUCAAGGAAGAAUACGAAACAUUAGAAUUGGCACUUCGACGACCCAGUGGCGUUACUGUUUUGGUAAUAACACCACGAUUGUACCUAGUUACAGGAUGA
This is a messenger RNA of Bombus pyrosoma, 471 nucleotides long. RefSeq names its product carbonic anhydrase 7-like. Lineage: Eukaryota; Metazoa; Arthropoda; Insecta; Hymenoptera; Apidae. Gene Ontology annotation, molecular function: zinc ion binding; carbonate dehydratase activity. The transcript has 5 exons. The coding region runs from base 1 to 471 and encodes 156 amino acids. Gene Ontology annotation, cellular component: cytoplasm. The record is from RefSeq and is a predicted model, not a curated record.